Kockovaella imperatae is the source of this 1841-nucleotide messenger RNA. Its product is annotated as putative glutamate 5-kinase. Gene Ontology annotation, cellular component: cytosol; cytoplasm. NCBI's taxonomy places the organism in Eukaryota, Fungi, Basidiomycota, Tremellomycetes, Tremellales, Cuniculitremaceae. The coding region runs from base 167 to 1735 and encodes 522 amino acids. Gene Ontology annotation, molecular function: ATP binding; glutamate 5-kinase activity; RNA binding. The transcript has 11 exons. The record is from RefSeq and is a predicted model, not a curated record.
GGGCAAUUUAAGCAUAAAUUCGACCGCUGGAUGACAUUUGAGAAUGCGAGUCGACGUCGGAGGGCUGACAUUGCAACGCUCCAUACAGCCUCGACCAGCAACGAGGGAGGGCCGGAGGACGAGGAUAGGGCUCUUUUGAACAGCUCCAGGGCACCUUGAACCAAAGAUGGCGACCAAGCCAAAGCCUGGUGGACUGACCAUAGUCAUCAAGCUGGGCACAUCAUCUAUCGUGUCUCCGGAACCUCCUUACCUACCUCAUUUGCAACUACUCUCUUCGGUCGUAGAGACCGUUGUGAAGCUGCGCGAAUUAGGACAUCGAGUAGUGAUAUGCUCUUCAGGAGCUAUAGGCGUAGGACUGAGGCGGAUGUCUCUGAAAGAGAGGGGCAAGGGAUUGAGUCAGAAACAGGCUCUCGCAGCGAUUGGUCAAGGUCGACUCAUAGCACUUUGGGACAAUCUCUUCUCCCACUUUGAUCAACCUAUCGCACAGAUCUUGCUGACCCGGAUGGACAUCUCAGACCGCACACGGUAUCUCAAUGCCAAGAAUACGUUCUCCGAGCUGCUUCAAAUGGGCGUGAUCCCCAUCGUCAACGAGAAUGAUACAGUCUCCGUCUCGGAAAUCAAAUUCGGUGACAAUGACACUCUUUCGGCCAUCUCUUCAGCUAUCGUCCACGCAGACUUUUUGUUUCUCUUGACCGACGUUAGGUGUCUAUACACAGAUAAUCCUCGGAACAAUCCCGAUGCCAAGCCGGUCAGAGUGGUGAGGGAUAUCCAGAAAGUCCGACAGCAAGUCUCGACAACAUCUCUUGGGUCGUCGCUUGGGACUGGUGGCAUGUCGACGAAGCUAAUUGCAGCUGAACUCGCCACGGCCGCCGGGACGACGACCGUUAUCAUGCACUCGGCGCAUGUUCAAGAUAUCUUUGGUAUCAUCGACGGCGGUAUACCUCCCAGCAGGGAGGGAACGGAGACGCCAAGACUAGACGAAGGGCCGCUGUGUACUCGAUUCUUGAGACGAGAAAAUCCCAUCAACGAUCGUAAAUGGUGGAUCACGCACGGGCUCCACACUGCUGGGACUGUAAUCAUCGAUGAGGGCGCUCUGAGAGCGAUCAAACGACGCGAAUCAGGUACAAGGCUCCUUCCUGCUGGCGUGGUCCGAGUCGAAGGGAUAUUCGCAUCUCAUCAAGCAGUCAAAAUCGUCGUGAGACGAAGGAAGAAGCUUCACAUCACUGGAGGGUCUGGGACCAUCCCGAGCAUCAGGAAUGAACAUUCCACUGACUCUUACGAUGGUACUGAUUCGUCUUGCCCGCCAAGUCCGAAUACUAGUCCGGCCCCAAAAUUACAAACCUCCUCAACCGAUAGCUCGCCUUUGGGCCUGCAACCAGCUACACCUCUCCUCCAGCCUGUCAUGUCAUUGUCUUCCUCCAUCGCCUCACUGGAUCCGUUAUCAAGAUCUGUUCCUCCUAGUCCCGCACCCUUUGUCACGUCAAUGAGCGAACGUCUGGCCGCUGCGUCCUUGGACUCUCAAGGGGUCAAAUUGGUACAUGAGUUAGCUGUGGCUCGAGGGGAAAAGAAUGAGGUAGUGGAAGGAGAUUGGGAGGAGUUGGAGAUUGGAAAGGGACUGGCACAGUACAACUCAUCAGAAAUUGACAGGAUCAAGGGAAUGAAGAGUUCACAUAUAGAGCAGGUCCUCGGGUAUUGCGAUUCCGAGCACGUAGUAGACUCUAUCAGCUUCAUCUGACAGCUCGGGGCCAGAUUCGCUUCGACGAUUACGCCAACUGUACAUCACCAUACGAUGGUAUCCCGCAUAUGCAUUUGUAUACAUAUUAUGUCACCAAUUCGGUUGU